Durio zibethinus is the source of this 2362-nucleotide messenger RNA. Its product is annotated as putative alkaline/neutral invertase B. Gene Ontology annotation, molecular function: endo-alpha-N-acetylgalactosaminidase activity; sucrose alpha-glucosidase activity. Lineage: Eukaryota; Viridiplantae; Streptophyta; Magnoliopsida; Malvales; Malvaceae. Gene Ontology annotation, biological process: sucrose catabolic process. The record is from RefSeq and is a predicted model, not a curated record.
CUAACCGGCUGGAUGCAUCAUGCAUAUUGCAUGUCUGAGUUUUAUGCCCAGCUACCGUUCACCUUCUCCUAAUCCUGCAAACGAGGUUUACCGGUUGAGCCGGUUAAGCUCUUGAACCCCACAUUUCUCUUCAAACUGAGCUUAUUUCUUCCAUUUUUUCCUUCUUUCAUGGAUCCUUGAAAGAGGGAAAGUUUUUGCUCUAAGCCACUUUCAUAAAUAGGAAUUUGUAUCUGUUCCUUCGAAGGUUGUAGAACAUUUGAAGCAAAAUUAUAUUAUACAUUCAGAAAUGUAUACGCUGAAUGUGGAUGUGAAUCACAAUAAAAAUAUGAAAACUGAGGACAUACUCUGUCCCUUGGCUGAAUAUGAAGAAUGUGAUUUUUCAAAGUUGUUAGAGAAGCCAAGGCUUCUGAACAUAGACAGGCAGAGAUCACUUGAUGAAAGGUCGCUCAGUGAAUUAUCUAUUGGGCUAUCUCCACGCCAUUCUAAUAGAGCUACUGAACUUAAUUCAUCCCGUGUUUUUGAGCCACUAGAUUUUAUUUGUUCGCCCGUGGGUAGAAGGUCAGGUUUUAACACACCAAGGUCACAUACUGGUUUUGACCCGCAUCCAAUGGUUGCCGAAGCAUGGGAAGCCUUAAGAAGGUCAUUGGUGUAUUUUCGUGGUCAACCGGUUGGGACUAUUGCAGCAUUGGAUAAUUCUGAAGAAAAUCUAAACUACGAUCAGGUCUUUGUGAGAGACUUUGUCCCUAGCGGAUUGGCUUUCUUGAUGAAUGGGGAACCAGAAAUAGUAAAGAACUUCAUUUUGAAGACCCUUCGCCUUCAAUCAUGGGAGAAAAAGAUCGAUCGAUUUCAGUUAGGAGAAGGAGUAAUGCCAGCUAGUUUCAAAGUGCUCCAUGACCCUGUUAGGAACAAUGAGACAUUAAUUGCUGAUUUUGGUGAGAGUGCAAUAGGAAGAGUUGCUCCUGUUGAUUCUGGAUUUUGGUGGAUUAUUUUGCUUCGAGCAUACACAAAGUCUACCGGAGACACUUCGUUGGCUGAGUUGCCUGAAUGCCAGAAGGGCAUGCGCCUAAUUCUGAGUUUAUGUCUCUCGGAGGGGUUUGACACAUUUCCAACGCUUCUCUGUGCUGAUGGUUGCUGCAUGAUUGAUCGUAGAAUGGGUGUAUAUGGCUAUCCCAUUGAAAUCCAAGCUCUUUUCUUUAUGGCCUUAAGAUGUGCUUUGCUUCUACUCAAGCAAGAUGAUGAAGGAAAGGAGUUCAUUGAACGAAUAGUUAAACGCCUGCAUGCCUUAAGCUAUCACAUGAGAAGUUAUUUUUGGCUCGACUUGAAGCAGCUCAAUGACAUAUAUCGUUUUAAGACAGAAGAGUACUCCCAUACUGCAGUUAACAAGUUUAAUGUAAUGCCUGACUCUCUUCCAGAAUGGAUUUUUGAUUUUAUGCCAGUUCAUGGUGGCUACUUUAUCGGUAAUGUUAGCCCUGCAAGAAUGGAUUUCCGUUGGUUCUGCUUGGGCAAUUGCAUCGCAAUUCUGUCAUCGUUGGCUACUCCUGAACAAUCCACUGCAAUUAUGGAUCUUAUAGAGUCACGCUGGGAAGAGUUGGUUGGAGAAAUGCCAUUAAAGGUUUGUUAUCCAGCCAUGGAAACUCACGAAUGGCGGAUUAUUACAGGAUGCGACCCCAAAAACACACGAUGGAGUUACCACAAUGGGGGAUCAUGGCCAGUGCUUUUAUGGCUAUUGACAGCUGCAUGUGUGAAGACUGGACGCCCCCAAAUUGCAAGACGUGCCCUUGAAAUAGCUGAAACGAGGUUGCUGAAGGACCACUGGCCUGAAUAUUAUGAUGGAAAGCUAGGUCGAUACAUUGGUAAGCAAGCGCGUAAAGCCCAAACCUGGUCCAUUGCUGGUUAUUUGGUGGCAAAGAUGAUGCUGGAAGACCCAUCUCACUUAGGUAUGGUAGCAAUUGAGGAAGACAAACAAAUGAAGCCGCUCUUGAGAAGAUCAAAUUCAUGGACUCUAUGAUGUUUAGAUUAGUUUCCUUCUUUUACUAUCCAAGCACCCACCCAUUCUAAUUUCUAGCUUUGACCUGUUCAAGUGGAGGGAAAAGGUGGAAAUAGAAUGAAUAACUUUUUUUUUUUGUUCAUUGUAGAAUGUAUUAUGUUUCUGUUUAUUUGGACAUAACUUCCAUUCCAUGUCUAUUAUUUCAAUGUUUCUCCCUUUUUGUUUAAUUUUGGUAUUUUUCAUGAGAUAUUGAAGAUGUCUAACAUGGAAAAGGAAAACAAACUCUAAUUCUAAUUAGAACUCAACUUUCAGGCACAAAAGAGUGAUUGUGUCGCGCUGGGGACUGGGGCCAAUCUCUUGUCUUCACUCUUUGAU